CCUCCAUUUUAAUGACGUCACGUGAGAAGAUGGCGGACCGAGCGACGUUCGGAAGUGCGAUAAGUUAAGCUAACUUUAUAAAUAUCGGUGUGAAACAUGUAGCUCACCAGAAAAAUGGCUCAGGCGGACGGAACGACUCCACAUAUAAGAGACACCACAGUUGAGUUUCUGAGGUCGUUUUCUGUUGUCGAAUAUGACUCGGAGGCGGAGGAGGACUUUGAUGUACUGUCCCCCAUACCAGAUACGGUCGAUGGCAACACUGUCCACAACAGCAUUGAGCUCGAGAACAAAGAGCCCAUCAUUCCAUUCAGGACUAUAUUUAAGCCAGCUGGCGCCUAUGACAGCUAUGACAGCACCAAAAAAGAGAAUUUCUGGGUUUGUAAUGCUCCCAUCAAUAUUAACAUUACAUGCUUUGAACACGAUGAUCAUGUCAUCAACCCUUAUAGAUACACCAUUGUAGUCAAGCAUGCUGAGCAGGAAUGGACAGUGCAUAAGCGAUACAAACACUUCAGGCAGUUGCAUGAUGCACUAGCUCUGUUCCGAGCCAAGCACCGCAUCCCUUUUCCACGAACUGGCGAGCGUCGGGAAAGACAGAAGACGCUAAGAAAAGAAUUGCGAGACCAAGGGAGUGUUCGGUUCCCAUUGCGACCAGAUACAUUAAUCAAGAAGGAGAAUAUAAAUGCACGAAUGAAACAGCUUGAAUGUUAUCUGCAAAACCUCCUUCAGUGCAAGUCAUACAGAAAUCACCCAGAAACUCUAAAGUUCUUUGAAGUAAGCCAUCUGUCAUUUGUGUCCCGUUUGGGGCCAAAGAACAAGGAAGGGAUGGUCAAGAAAUGUUCUGGAGGUCGACGAAUCAGCAUAGGGUGCUGUGGUUGUCUUCAGAAGGUUCAUUUUGCUGGCACCUGGAACCGUAGGUGGCUGGUUCUGAAGGACACAUGCUUAGCCUAUAUUCGACCAGAAGAUGGCGUAAUCAGUGAUGUGAUGCUCAUGGAUGGAGACUUCAGGGUGGAGUCUGGAAUGGCAGCAACAGGUGCUAAACAUGGAGUUCUGAUUUCCAACUUGAACAGAAACCUCCUGAUUAAGUGCUGGACUUCUCGAAAAGCAAGAGAAUGGGCAGAAAGCAUUAAAAGAACUGCUCAUGAACAUGCCAAAGAUUUCACAGAGCCAAAACGUUUCAAUUCCUUUGCACCUGUUAGAGAAGAUUCUUAUGCACGAUGGUUUGUGGAUGCAAAAUCAUACUUUGAGGCUGUAGCAGAUGCAUUAGAAAAGGCUAAAGAAGAAAUCUACAUUACUGAUUGGUGGUUAAGUCCAGAGAUAUACAUGAAAAGACCAAUAGUAGAUGGAGACCGCUGGAGGCUGGAUAAAAUUCUGAAGCGUAAAGCAGAAGAAGGUGUCAUGGUAUUUAUUCUGCUUUACAAGGAGGUGGAGGCAGCUCUCAUGAUUAAGAGUAUCUACAGCAAGCAGAUCUUGAUGCAGCACCCGAACAUCAAGGUCCUUCGACACCCAGAUCACAUUCCUGGUAAAGGAGUUUUGCUGUGGGCACACCAUGAGAAACUUGUUGCAGUUGAUCAGCAGAUUGCCUUCCUUGGUGGCAUUGAUCUUUGCUAUGGGCGAUGGGAUGAUGCACAGCACAGACUGACUGACUUGGGCUCUAUCAUCCUCAAAGCCCAAUCCUCAGUCUCAGUUAGCACAAAAGCAGAACAUUCCAUUGUGACAGACAUGACUGAGAUAGCAGAUGAACACAAAAGUUGUGACACUCCUGUUUCCCAACGUAUGCCUUCUGGGAAAACUUCUUCAAAAAAGUCUUUACAGGCAGUGGCUGAUCAUCACGAUGUAGAUGUUGUCAUGCCGUUGUCACAACCACAACAGACUGAGGACUCUUCUGAAAACUUACCAACAAAGACAGAGAGAGAAACAAGUUCGCAAGCAAAGGAUUCUGUUGAUGUAAAUGCUAAACCUUCCACAGAACAUGUAUUUGCCAGUGUGGUAGUGCAUGAGAGAAGGCAAACAACAGAUUCACAUUCACAGUCCACCCAAGAUGAGGAUUAUCAAGAGAAGGCUGCUAGUGUUACUACUGCAUCUAAGGGUGAUGCAUCAGAUGGAACAGAUUCAGCAUUAGGCAGCAGGUCAGCAUCUGCUGAUUCUAAGUCCUCAGUAGCUAGUACUGGCAAGAAACAUCUUUGGGCUCGGGCUAAUGGCAGACCUGACCUGAGACUGCAGAUUCCUAAGCAAGGCACCUCCCAACUUGCUUUUGAUUCUUUGGAAGUUGAUGGAAUGGACAGUUUUGAUGCGAAUAAGAAAAUGGAACCUUCCUGUGUUUCAAAUGGUACAAACUUAGAGGACACCAGACUUAGGUCCUGCAGCAGCACAUCUGAAGCUUCUAAAACCUCAGAUUCUGUGUUGAUUGACAGAAUAGAACGGGAAAAGGUAGAAAAUACUUCUGCUGCAAUGAAUGGUGCAUCAGGUCAUGACACCGUGGACUUUGUAAAAGCAGCCAGGGUUAUGAAAGUAUUUAACAAACUGAAUCACAACAAAGAGGAGCAAAAUAACAACGAAGGCCAUUCUGAUUCUGGCCACGGAGAUGCACUUCAUGCUGAUGGAAACCAGGCGCGAAGGUUUUCAGAUUCACCAUGGCGAUGGAAGUUGGUUAUCAAUGUUCAGAAAUUUGAAUCUGUUGCUCGGCAUACUCAAAUACCAGAAAAUAUUCCUGCAGAACUUUUGACUCCAAGGCCACCAAGUUCUGCGAAGGAAGCGAAACAUUGGAUACCACAUUCUUUUCGUCAGAAGGUACAUAACAGAUUCAAGAGUGAACGUAAAAGUGACUAUGAACUAAGUGGAAUUGACUCCAUGAACAAUGAACAUGAAGACAAAGAGCUAUGGGGGGUGAUGCGUCGAACCCACAGUGAACAGGACAUCUUAGAACGGGGACUUGAGGGCUCAACAAAACUGUGGAUUGGCAAAGAUUAUGUCAACUUUAUCUACAAAGACUUUGUCCAACUUCACCAGCCUUUUGAAGAUUUUAUAGAUCGAAGAAAAUGCCCCAGAAUGCCAUGGCAUGAUAUUGGUGCAGUAGUGUAUGGGAAAGCCGCCAGAGAUGUUGCAAGACAUUUUAUUGGUCGCUGGAAUUUUACGAAGCUGAAAAAGUAUAAACGCAAUGUAAACUUUCCCCUCCUGCUGCCCAAGCAGCAUUCAAAGAUGAAUGUAUCACAGGGCAUCAAGGAUAUAACUUACCCCGUUAGAUGUCAGAUCCUACGCAGCAUCUGUGGGUGGUCCGGUGGCAUUGAGCAUGUGGAGACAUCAAUCCAUGAAGCAUACGAGUUUUGCAUCGAAAAUGCUAAACACUACAUCUACAUAGAGAAUCAGUUCUUUAUAACCCAAGUUGAAGCCAGCGACUAUUCUGAUGUAUCAAAUCACAUCGGUACAGCUCUGUACAAACGUAUUCUGCGAGCUCAUCGGAAUAAAGAAGAUUUCAAGGUAUACGUCAUGAUGCCGUUGAUGCCAGCAUUUGAAGGGGAGUUUGGAACACCAACUGGUGUUGCACUGCAGGCAGUAACUCAUUGGAACUAUGCCUCAAUCUGUCGUGGAAGUAACUCCCUAUUCGAAAAGUUAUCCACUGGUGAAGUGCCUGAACCAAACAAGUACAUUGUGUUUUGUGGACUUCGUAAGUGGGAUCAGCUCAAUGGAAAACUGGUGACAGAGCUCAUCUAUGUGCACAGCAAGGUCAUGAUUAUUGAUGACAACACUGUCAUCAUUGGUUCUGCCAACAUCAAUGAUCGCAGCAUGCUUGGAAAGAGAGACUCGGAACUGGCUGUCAUGAUCGAAGAUACAGUACGGGAAAGGGUUAUACACAAAGGUCGUGUUCUGGAGCCUGGUCGAUUUGGUUCCUCUCUCCGACACACAAUUUUCAGAGAGCAUCUUGGCCUUUCUGAGAAUGACACAGAAGUAGAUCUGAUGGAUUUGACUUCUGACUCCUUCUUCAAAGAAGUGUGGUUUAGCCAGGCAGAGAAUAAUACGUCAAUUUUUGAGAAGGUUUUCCGAUGUCUUCCAACGGACCAAGUCCAAAAUUUUCAAAAGUUGAAGCAGUACACUUCAGAAGUUAAUCUUGCAACUUCUGACCCUAAAGAAGCCAUGGCACAGUUGUCAAGGGUGAAAGGUCAUAUUGUACGUCUACCUUUAAAGUUUUUGUGUGAUGAGAACUUGACCCCAAAAGUUGGUCAAAAAGAAGCCCUUUUGCCAUCAUACUUGUGGACCUAAACAGAUCUGUUUCAGUUGAAAAUUAUCUUUUGUACAGCGAAGAAAAUGAAAGGGAACUGCUGAAGAAAGCAGUCAGCUUUCAUUGAACUUUGAGGAAAUACAUUCCAUUUUACAUUUGACACUGAAGGGUUGAUGCAGUUGUGUUGUGGGCAUAGUCACAAAUAUUUCAGUGAUGGCUUCUUUUGCUUAGAAGCAGCAAAAGUCCUGAAAAGCACAAAGGUGGUUGGCAUCAAUUUUGUUCACUGAAUGGUUGUUGAAAAGGCAUAAUGGUUUUUGGCAGUGACAGAUAUUUGAAAGGCAUUCAAAUCUUGAUGUAAAUGUAUGGUGUGGACAUUUGUGAUCAGUGUAAAUGUAUGGUGUGGACAUUUGUGAUCAGAGCAAGAAGAAAACUUUGAGAAGUGGUUGCAGCUGCUGUAUUUACAAAGUCUUCUUCACAAUGGCAUUGUGUUUCUAACAAAAAUACUCUGCUGCUACUAAGUUUCUUGCAGUUAUGUUCUGCCAGUUGGAAUUUUUAUGUCAUAACCUUUUAUUAACAGAUUGUAUGAACACACUAGAGAAUUUUACAUAACAUUUUUUAAGAUUUGUAGAGUUUAGUAUAAUGGAGUGGGGACUGUGUUGUCCGCUUAAGCAUGCUGCUUUUUCUGUUAGACUUAAAACCUGAUGUCUCAUUUGUGAAAUGUAAAGGUUAUAGAAAUAUGUGCUUGUCAGCAACUGCUGGAAAUCACUCAUUUUCUUUCAUACUGCUUGAGAUGUCACAUUGUGUGCUAUGCAGGACAUGUGCACAAAGUAAGGACAGUGUCACACUUACCAGCUGCUUUGAAGUUAUGCUCUUCAUCUUCCUUUGAAUCUUGUUGAAUGAUUUCCAAUGCAAUGAUGUACGCUUCCCCAUUUUCAUUCUGAGUGGCAGAAUAAGUUAUGUUUAUCCUCAUGUAUAUCCUCAUGUUACCCUUAGGUUUAGGUACACAUUCCAGUGAUGGUUUCUCUUGAUUUAGCUGAAAGAUAAUAUAACCAGUGCACACUUUUUUUUAAAAGAAUGUGGUUUUUACUUCUUUAGAUUCAUGUCAUGCUCAGAUUAUAUUGUAAUAUAUACAGAUCUACUUUAAGCAUGCAAACAACAUUUACCUUCUUUUUAAAGAAAGGGGGGUGUUGAAAUUGCUGUCAGUUUGUUGUUAAUUAGUUGCUUUGGUUACAAAGACAGUGCAUCACUGAUAAACAUUUCUGUUUCAAUGUUGACACAAAAUGAGGUUUUCUGCUUCCUUUGCUGGUAAACUUAAUUUUUUGUCAACAUUUGAUAUAAAUACCUUUUUAUGGUGUUCAGAAAAAAUAAUGGUGUAAAGUUUGAUUCAGUUAUUUUGGUUGUGUAUCAGACCACACACGUUUAUUCCAUGGAUCUUAAUCACGUGAAAAAUACAGAUCUUAUGAUACGAAGUGUAUCAAUACAUUUUUGUGUUUGUACCACAGAAUCUUUUAUCCCUCCAUACAUCUACAUUGGUUUGUGUAUCCUUACUGUUAUGUCUUGCAACUGUAGCAUUAUAUCCAUAAGGCAAAAUUUGAACAGCAACAUUUAUGUAAUCUGAAUUUUAAAACAUUGUCAAUAUCAUUCAAACCAGUCUGAGAUAUUUUUAAUCCUACCAUGAGAUUUUCUGUACUCAACUGCAGAGAAAAUUGUAUUUAGAUAUGCCUUAGAUUUUAAAAAAAAUUUUUUAAGUUCAAGAUGUUUAACCUCUCAUGUACAUAAUGUUUUAAAUUGUGUUUUUGUGCUUGUGUGGGUGUAUGCACAUGCAUACAGGUGUCACAGUAAUGGCAUUCACAGAAAUACUUCAUGUUAGCUGUUCUUCUUGAAAGUUGAAAAAUUAUUAAUUGCAGUCAUAUGUCACAUGUUUGAAGUGAGAAAUUUGUUUUAAUUGGAGGUUGAAUUUUCCAUGUUUCUGUCCUAAAUUGUAGUAAUGUUUCUCUUAAAGUUUCUCUUUGUUCGAAAAAUAAAGUAUUCGUUGUUUUGCUUUCAGUGUACCAUUCUACUAUAUGUAUAUAAUUGAGAAGUUGUACAUUCUUUAAAAGUAAGCUACUCUGAUUGAUCUGUUAUAAUCUCAAACUUCCUACAAUGUACGAGGAAGUAAUUCUUUUAAAUAACGAUUUAUUAAAAUCUCAAACUUCCUACAAUGUACAAGGAAGUAAUUCUUUUGAAUAGUGCUCAUUAGUCUGGAAGUUCUAUUUUUCUAUUCAGCUUUUUCAGAAAUUUGUCCGUGAUAAACUUGAAAGAGUAUUGUGUUGAUGAAAUGCAUUUUAAUUUCUUAAACAACUUUUCUCCCAUUAAGAGGGAGUAACGAGAGAUUAUAUGUGGAAUGAGUUAUGUAUUUUUACCCAUUUUUUUAUUUUUUUGCUGAUCUUCCAAGGAAAUGUAAAAGUCUUGGGAGUGUGUGUGCAGCUGAGUCUCUUUUGUGUGAACUGAUGCACUCAGCAAGAUCACAGCUUGUCAGUGCCCUUGGAAGUUUGUGAUGUUUAGUUCUUUAAGUUGUGCAAGACAAAUGUCAAUUUCCCUUUCAACACUUUGUGUCUCUGAGGAUGGAAGUGGCUGCGUCCUGCUGCUAUUACACUUGAUACCAUUAAUAUCAUUGACAUCAUUAUGACAUUGGGGAGAUUCAAGUAUAAUAGGAACAGAGCAAAGCAGAAUAUCGAAACUAACGUGUAAUAAUGAACAUUUUCAUUCUGUUGUAAUCCAGAAAUAUAUCUGGGACCAUCAGGUACCAAAACGUUAUUUAAGGCCAUCAUGCAUUUAUAUUCUGACUGGAAGUACAUUGUACUGUCUCUUAACAAUGCAGACAUAUUAUGAUCACAUAUCUUGUGUAAUACGGUAAAGCCUUCCGCUAAAGUCGGUGGCUAACUGAGAGGAGUGGUAUUGUAGGGAAAUCAACCAGUCUGCUUUCAUUCCAUGAGCCAUCACUUCAGACAUUUAUACAUUCUCGUUCAUUUAUUUGAAUGUGGAAAUAAAGUUCUUAAAAACCACA
Pomacea canaliculata is the source of this 7259-nucleotide messenger RNA. RefSeq names its product phospholipase D1-like. The coding region runs from base 115 to 4254 and encodes 1379 amino acids. The record is from RefSeq and is a predicted model, not a curated record. The transcript has 26 exons. Lineage: Eukaryota; Metazoa; Mollusca; Gastropoda; Architaenioglossa; Ampullariidae. Gene Ontology annotation, biological process: cell motility; phosphatidic acid biosynthetic process; intracellular signal transduction. Gene Ontology annotation, molecular function: phosphatidylinositol binding; D-type glycerophospholipase activity.